AUGUCUCUACUGGAAUCCGUCUUGGAUCCCUUUAGGAUGUUCUCGUCGUCGCCGGCGAUGGACCGGAAAGAAAAUCCGGACGCUCAUGACUUCGAGAUCGAGCUUCCCGAGUUCAAAAAGAAGGAUGUGAAGGUACAAACUUAUGAAGGGAGAGUUGUUCGUGUCAGUGCUGAAAGAAAAGAUGAUGAAGAAGAAGACGAAGAGAAAGGCUCAUGGCAUUGUCGGGUGAGAAGAUCGAAUGCCAAGGAUGAUGAGAUCGAGGCUUCGAUGCGUGGUGGUGUGCUGGUUGUCGUGGUGCAUAAAGUCGAUGAGGCGUACGUGAAGGAUAAGAAGAAUGAGAGCGGAAGGAUAGAGAUUGAGAUACCUUUGCUGUGA
Messenger RNA from Hibiscus syriacus, 375 nucleotides. Its product is annotated as 17.8 kDa class I heat shock protein-like. The record is from RefSeq and is a predicted model, not a curated record. Gene Ontology annotation, biological process: protein complex oligomerization; protein folding; response to salt stress. The transcript has a single exon. Lineage: Eukaryota; Viridiplantae; Streptophyta; Magnoliopsida; Malvales; Malvaceae. Bases 1 to 375 code for a protein of 124 amino acids.